AUGAUAGCAACACUGCACAGGCAGAGCGUUGCCGGCACCCUCAUGGGCUUCAUGGCCCAUGGAGGCCCGCAUGUUCACAGAAAUUAUAAAAACGCCUUGGUGGGCCUCAACCUGUACUGCGGGGGCGCGGGGCUGGCGUUGGGCGGCGGCGGGCGGAAGGAGCCCCGCGGAGGCCGCAGCGACGCCGCCGAGGGCCCCGACGCCGCGACGCCCGCGCGGGGCUGGCACUUCCGCCCGGGCCGCUGCUCGGCGCCGCCUCCGCCUGAGGAGGACGCCGCCGCCGCCAUGUUGUCGCCCGAGGCGGAGCUGGACGGCUGGCGGGGGCGAAGGCGGACGGCGGCGGCGGAGGAGGCCGGGGCGGCGGGCGGCGACGGGGACGCGGACGCGCUGUACCGGCUGUCGCUCGACAUCAUCUCGCGCUACUUGCGCGAGCAGGCGUCGGGCCGCAAGGACGCGGCGCCGCCCGGCCCGGCCGGCCGGAGGGCGCUCGACACGCUCGGCACGCAGCGCAACCACCGCGCGGCCUUCCAAGGCAUGCUGCGCAAGCUGGACCCCAAGGGCGAUGCGGACGUGCGGGCGCUGGCGCGCGUGAUGGCGCACGUGUUCAGCGACGGCGUGACCAACUGGGGCCGCGUGGCGACGCUCAUCGCCUUUGGCGCCUUCGCGGCCAAGCACCUGCACAGCACCGGCCGCGAGCGCUGCGUCGAGCCCCUGGCGCGCAGCAUCGCCGACGUGCUCGUGGGCACCAAGCGCGACUGGCUCGUCCAGUAGCGGGGCUGGGAUGGGUUUGUGGAGUUCUUCCACGUAGAAGAUCUAGAAGGCGGCGUUAGGAAUGUGCUGCUGGCUUUUGCCUGUUGCGCUGGAGUCGGGGCUGGUUUGGCGUAUCUGAUAAGAUAGCCUUUAAGUGCAAUCAUUGACUCUUACCGACUCCAGCCGCCAAAUCACAGAAGACUGCUGUGAAAUCACAUCUAUUUAUGAAGUUGAACUUCAAGCUGCCCAGGCUGUAACCUCCAAGAGUUCUCUAGCCGAGUAGAAAGAACAGCGAGUGGCAAGAGGACGUGGCCAACAGGAAUAAAUGCAUGGGAAAAUAGUCCCCCUUGAAGAGUCACUGUGUGAAAGGAGCCAAGUUCCAUUCUGGCAGGCGGCACACUUUAGAGCCAUAGUGGAAAACUUAGGAGAGUUAAUGAAACUGGUAAGGGGGAGACGCGAUUCUUUUCUUGGUUCGCGCUGGCAGAGUAACCAGUAG
Messenger RNA from Suncus etruscus (white-toothed pygmy shrew), 1246 nucleotides. Its product is annotated as induced myeloid leukemia cell differentiation protein Mcl-1 homolog. NCBI's taxonomy places the organism in Eukaryota, Metazoa, Chordata, Mammalia, Eulipotyphla, Soricidae. Gene Ontology annotation, molecular function: protein heterodimerization activity; channel activity; protein homodimerization activity. The record is from RefSeq and is a predicted model, not a curated record. Gene Ontology annotation, biological process: mitochondrial fusion; extrinsic apoptotic signaling pathway in absence of ligand; positive regulation of apoptotic process. Gene Ontology annotation, cellular component: mitochondrial outer membrane.